Molecule: messenger RNA, 2396 nt
Organism: Capsicum annuum
Lineage: Eukaryota; Viridiplantae; Streptophyta; Magnoliopsida; Solanales; Solanaceae
Product: auxin-induced protein 10A5
Exons: 2
Coding region: 260-748 (162 amino acids)
Biological process (GO): response to auxin
Source: RefSeq, a predicted model, not a curated record
UUUUGGUAAGGUAAGAUGUUUUGGAAGGCUAUCUUGGUCAAAUCAAAUACAAGUACAAGAAAAAAAAAACAAAAUGGAAUUUAGUAGUCACACUUUUUCCACAUACCCAUACCCUACUUGUGCCACCCCUAUUCUCCUAUAGCCACCUCAACUCUUAAAUUUUUCCCUCUAUAAGUCCCCAAACGCCUUCCCCCUUCAAAGAUCCCUCCGCUCUCUCACUCACUCUCUCUCUCUCUCUUCACAAUAAAAAUUCACAAAAAUGUCUUGUGCCAUCAAGAAAGUGCACAUGAUUACCCAAAUCGUGAGGCUAAAACAAGUUGUUAAGCGCUGGAAGAACAAAUCUCUUAAGCGCCGGGGCGUCCUCUCUUACUCCUCAUACGAUUUAGACGAACCGGGUUCGAACCGGCGCACACCUUCAGGAUCCUUGGCGGUUUACGUCGGUCCAGAAAAACACCGGUUCGUGAUUCCAACCCGAUUCUUGAACCUCCCUGUGUUCAUUUCCCUACUCGAUAAGGCGGCGGAGGAGUUUGGAUACCAGAGAACAGGUGGGUUAGUUUUGCCCUGUGAAGUUGAGUAUUUUUCAGAAAUUUUGGCUUUGCUGGACCGAGAUGAGGAACGGUUCGGUCAUUUUGGUUUAGAUGAGCUUGUUAAGAUGAUUACGGAAGUGGGUUUUGAAGCUUUAGAUCAGUCCUGUAAAGAAGCUGCUGCACAUGGAUUUGCUCCUCUUCUGGAGAAUGCUAGGGUUUAAACUGGAAUUUUUAGUUUAACAAUGCCCGGUCCGGUCCUGCUUGUUUUAAUGACUGUAAAUGGUAGUGUAUUGGUAAAAUGUGGUCCAUGGCUACCUGAACUUUGGAGAUUUCUAGGCAUUUUAAUAGUAUCUUUUUAGGUUUUAAAAAAAACCAUCCUUGAACCCAGAAUUUAAUUUUCUGAAGGUCUGCUGGGUUCCAAUGAGAUGUUGGUGAAUUUUUUUAUUUUUAUUUUUGAAGGUUGUUAGUUCUAUUUUCCCCGGAUAAUUAAUACUCUUUUCGUCCCAAAUUAUGUGUUGUCAUUGUUUUUAAUUCGUUUCAAAAUAAAUGUCUGUCUUUUCUUAUUUGGUAAGUUUAUAAAAAUAAAAUUACAAUUUUAUCUUUAAUACUAUUACUCCUAUUUAUUUAUUUAUUUUUUCAAUUAAAAGUAAAUUUACUUAAUUUUAAAAUUUUUUUUUUUUUUUGAGAAAAUUGUCAAAAGAUCGUUCAAAUUUUAUCUUAAAUUUCAACUACACAUUUAAUCUUCACGAAAGUCUUAUCACCCUUGAUUUAUUUUUUCAUAUAUUUAUUACCUCAAAUGCUGAGCUGACACGGAAGGUGACAACACCCAUCCUAGGCGCAUUGGUUUAGUCCCAACAACUCCAAAAGUAAGAGUUUAACCUUCCACAUGUAUAGUACACAUCAUUGAUUGAUUUUUUGAUGAAGUAAUCAUGAAAAAUGACUCUUUCUUUCAACGAUUUUCUUCCUCGAUUAUUAGACCAUGGUAUUUGAUUUGCCAAAUACAUCAUUAUUGUAUACUCUUUCAUAUAUAUAGCGCAACCCAAUUUUGAUUUUUUACCUUUUUUUUUGAAAUGGAAAUACCUAACUAACCUAAAUAAUAAGAACUUCCCCCUUGAUUCUUUAUAUCACUUUUUUUCUUAUCCACAACCUGCCUUCAUCUUGCUUCAUUUUUUUUUUAAUUUCUUUAACCUAUGUUUUAGCUUUUAAUUUCAUUUUCUACUUGAAUUUUUGAAAUUUUGUUUUAUAAUUUGGUUCAACUCUUAAUUUAGGGUUUGUAAUUUGAUGAAAGAUUUUGUCAGAAUUUAUGAAAUGAUAAAUUUGAAAUUGAAUAAGUUUUGUAUGGACGAAUCAGACCCAAUGCUCAAUACUAUUGUGAGAUGCAAAUGUGAUAUUUUGCUCGACUUGCAAACUUCAUAGUCGAAAUCAAAUUCGAAAAGAAGAUUUUGGCCUUAUCUCUACUAUGGUGUAUGUAUUAAUGUACUGAUUUCUACAAAAAUUUUCAGUCUCAAAAAUGUAAUUUUUUUUUUUAUGAAGGAACAAAAAAAAGUGAAUCUAAUAUCAAAUUUUAUCAUUUCAAGAUUGGUGAACAAAAUCAAUGAGUUGGAAGAAGACUUAUAGCUUAAACAGAUUCAAAUUGAUAACUUGACGUGAGAGAAGAUGCGCAAUGAAAGAUGGAGAUAGUGUAGGUUCAAUAAGAAAUUUUUUUUAUGUAUUUUGAUUUUUGUUGUUGUUAUGUUCAUAACCAACAAAUAGACUGAAAGCAGUUGCUAGAUCUAGUCUAAUAUAGUAUAAAUUUUGUAUACCUCUCUUUAAAUAUAUCAGAUUAUGCUAUGUUGUCUUUUGCCUAAUAGUACUUCAUAUAUUUGUUUU